AUGGCUUCGCAGACCUCAGCUGAUCUAUUUGCUCUGUCUUCCUCUCCAGCCCCUGCUCAGGUUGCACCCAUGUCAUCUUCAGAAGCAACGACCACUGAAGCAGCAUCUACCUAUGACCAAGCAGACAUGGCAACCACGCAGACAGGGCCCCCACGCCCUCCAAAGCAGAAGUCCUGGCUAGCACGGCAUUUCUCCCUGCUGUUGAGGAAAGACCGACAGGCCCAGAAGGCUGGGCAGCUUUUCUCCGGGCUCCUGGCCCUCAAUGUGGUAUUUCUGGGUGGGGCAUUCAUCUGUAGCAUGAUCUUCAACAAUGUGGCUGUCACUCUGGGUGAUGUGUGGAUCCUGCUGGCCGCACUGAAGGUCCUCUCUCUGUUAUGGCUCCUCUACUACAUGGUGGGCACCGCACAGAAGCCCCACGCGGUGCUGUACCGUGACCCUCACGCAGGACCCAUCUGGGUGAGGGGUUCCCUGGUGCUCUUCGGUAGCUGUACCAUCUGCCUGAAUGUAUUUCGCAUAGGCUAUGAUGUGAGCCACAUUCACUGCAAGUCAGAAGUGGAACUCAUCUUUCCAGUCAUUGAGAUCAUCUUCAUGAGUGUCCAGACAUGGGUGCUCUGGAGACACUGCAAAGAUUGUGUUCAGGUGCAGACCAAUUUCACCAGGUGUGGCCUCAUGCUGACCCUGGCCACAAACCUGCUGCUGUGGAUUUUGGCUGUGACCAAUGACUCCAUGCACCGUGAGAUUGAGGCUGAGCUCGACGCCCUCAUGGAAAAGUUCUCAGGUAACGAGACCAACACUUGUAUGUGCCUCAAUGCCACGGUGUGCGAGGUCUUCCAGAAGGGCUACCUGAUGCUCUACCCCUUCAGCACCGAGUACUGCCUCAUCUGCUGCGCGGUGCUCUUCGUGAUGUGGAAGAAUGUGGGCCGCCGCCUGGCAGCCCACUCAGGUGCCCAUCCCAACAGACCACCCUUCCGCCUGCACGGGGCCAUCUUUGGUCCACUGCUGGGCCUUUUGGCACUUGUGGCUGGUGUGUGCGUCUUUGUGCUCUUCCAGAUCGAGGCAAGUGGCCCUGACAUCGCCCGCCAGUACUUUACCCUCUACUAUGCAUUCUAUGUGGUUGUGCUGCCCGCCAUGAGCCUGGCAUGCCUGGCAGGCACAGCCAUGCACCGGCUGGAGGAGCGAGAACUGGACACACUCAAGAACCCCACCCGCAGCCUGGAUGUGGUGCUGUUGAUGGGAGCUGCGCUGGGCCAGAUGGGCAUCGCUUACUUCUCCAUCGUGGCUAUUGUGGCCACCCAGCCACACGAACUGCUCAACCAGCUCAUCCUGGCCUACUCAUUGCUGCUUAUCCUGCAGCAUAUCACCCAGAACCUCUUCAUCAUCGAGGGCCUGCACCGCCGCCCCCUCUGGGAGCCUGUGCUCCCCGAUGUGAUGGGGAAGCAGGAUGCUGAGCUGCCCCGCAGAGGUUCCCUGCGGGACCUGGGCCAAGACCUACGGAGAGCCUCAAGGGCUUACAUCCACUCCUACAACCACCUCAACUGGAAAAGAAGGAUGCUCAAGGAGAUUUCGCUCUUCCUCAUCCUCUGCAAUAUCACGCUGUGGAUGAUGCCUGCGUUUGGUAUACACCCUGAGUUUGAGAAUGGGCUGGAAAAGGAUUUUUACGGCUACAGGACCUGGUUCACCAUUGUCAACUUUGGCCUGCCUCUGGGGGUCUUCUACCGAAUGCACUCUGUUGGGGGACUGGUGGAAGUCUACCUGGGGGCCUGA
Molecule: messenger RNA, 1764 nt
Organism: Peromyscus eremicus (cactus mouse)
Lineage: Eukaryota; Metazoa; Chordata; Mammalia; Rodentia; Cricetidae
Gene: Otop3
Product: otopetrin 3
Exons: 7
Coding region: 1-1764 (587 amino acids)
Biological process (GO): proton transmembrane transport
Cellular component (GO): membrane
Molecular function (GO): proton channel activity
Source: RefSeq, a predicted model, not a curated record